Molecule: messenger RNA, 1076 nt
Organism: Phanerochaete carnosa HHB-10118-sp
Lineage: Eukaryota; Fungi; Basidiomycota; Agaricomycetes; Polyporales; Phanerochaetaceae
Exons: 1
Coding region: 137-967 (276 amino acids)
Source: RefSeq, a predicted model, not a curated record
CUUGUCAGGACUGGAAGACAUCGGGUUUGCGUAUCACGCGUUGGACGUCCGCCCAACUUACCAUGAGUUUUUGCGCACGCUUAAGAACUCGCCGAACCUGCAUACCCUUACCCUAUGUCAAUCAGGGCCGGCAGGUAUGCCUGUGGACUGGUUGAAUAGCGUCAAGGAGGCCAUGGCGGACGUCGACCAAGUUACAGAGACUAUCCCCUCAGGCUCGCUACUUGACAUCACCCUUCCUUCCGUCAUGAAUCUCAUCCUUGCAUUCCUUCCGCCAGACUAUGUGCUCGCACUACUAGACCACAUCCGCCUGCCGAACAUCAUAUCACUCGCUCUGGAUUUUGAGCAAGACGAAUACACUUCCGUUGUCACCCGACUCUCCGAGCCCGCGACAGGCACGAGAAAAGCCCUGCUCUCGGGUGUCGAGAUGCUCAAGCUGUCCGGCCUGCCGUGUUCGCACAUCCCCACGCUCGUCAAAGCGGCAGACGCACUACAGAACCUGAAACGGCUGGAAAUCAACUUCAACCACGUCGACUACCUCUGGAUGGAUCUCAUCUCUGCACCCGACGCGAUUGCGGACGCGAAUCUUCCACCGGGGACAACAUUUUUUCCGCGGCUUGAGACGCUCUCCGUCACUGCUCUCGACGGGUCGAGCGUGCGAGACCUCGUCCAACGCUGCAAGGACAUGGGCAGACCACUCAAAGAGCUAUAUCUCAACAAGGAGGAACGUCUCUGGGACGAAGACCGGGUGUGGCUGAAAGAGAAUCUUGAGGUGUUUGAGCGAUUUGAGGGCUCUGACGAUGAGGACGUUGACGAUGUUGACGACCUGCUCGAUCUAGAGGGCGUCGACGAGGAGGAUAUCAUAGAGGACGAUUACGACGAGGAUUGGACCGACGAGGACGAAUACGAGGAUGAUUUCGAUUAUGAGGAUGAGGGUGAGGAUGAGGGUGAUACGCUCCAGUUUCGGUGAGGUACUGUCAUGACGACGUCAUCGCCGCAAGCACUGGGGCUUGAGCGGGGUCAAGACUCUGGACGUACUAGCCAGGUGUGCCCAUCGUUCAUAUACAUACUGUAUAAAU